This is a messenger RNA of Onychostoma macrolepis, 4609 nucleotides long. RefSeq names its product E74-like ETS transcription factor 1 (gene elf1). Lineage: Eukaryota; Metazoa; Chordata; Actinopteri; Cypriniformes; Cyprinidae. The transcript has 10 exons. The coding region runs from base 767 to 2698 and encodes 643 amino acids. Gene Ontology annotation, molecular function: DNA-binding transcription factor activity, RNA polymerase II-specific; sequence-specific DNA binding. Gene Ontology annotation, biological process: regulation of transcription by RNA polymerase II; cell differentiation. Gene Ontology annotation, cellular component: nucleus. The record is from RefSeq and is a predicted model, not a curated record.
CAGUUUGACGCUUCGCUCGCUUCGCGGUGUAGACGCGGAACCCUGGACCAAUCGCUUUCGAGGGAAAAUGUGAGCGCAAGGAAUUCCCCACGCAUUGAAAACAGUAUAACCUUAUGUUAGGCAAGAGAAAGCGGCGAAGCUCGAUUAGAGCUUCAAAAACAAUGAGCUUUUAGAAGAUUUUGUCUUUGCAAAAGAGGAUAAAGUUACUUCGGUUUAACAGGACUGAAUCGGGAAGUAAGAUUCAGAUGAUGACAGAUUGCUCAGGAAUUGUUUCAUUGAAAUGAUCGGAGUGUGUCCAUCACUUUCCCCACGCUAGCAUUUAAACGUGUAAAAUUAUGGCACGUUAAGUUGAAGUACCCCUUUGAUCAGGCUGGCUGAUCUCAUAUCCUGUGGCAAUCCAUGCCCCUCCCCCUUCCUCCACACUGCCACUGAAGAGGUUCACUUAUUACAUCUGAACCUUGAUGAAUUAAACCAGGUUUAGAUGCCCCAGACGCAGUUGGAGUGAGAAGAAUCCUCCUCCAUCACGCAGUCCUCCGCCACUCUACCGUCAUCUGGAGGACAAAAAUCAGAACCGUGCAGGACCAAAAAAGGGAACUCUGUUUUUACCUAACAGUGCCUCUCAUUUUGUGAAAGCAGUGUUCCUGCCUCAGAGUGCUUCCUGUGCCGAGGGGUGUGGUGUGGAGCGAAGCGGUCCGGGGAGUGCGUGGAGGGGUAGGAACCCUCUGCCUGUCAGCCUGUGUCCUACCCUUUCUCUCCCUACAACACCAUGACCACUGCGGUCCAGUCCAGCGAGCUUGUCUUUGAGUUCGCCAGUAAUGGGAUGGAUGAAAUCAAUCAGCUGGACGACCCUUCAGUUUUCCCAGCGGUGAUCGUGGAGCAGGUGCCCGCUGCUGACCUCAUGCAGGUGUACUCUGGACUGGAGGCAGAUGAGGUGACUAAUGGCAUCAUGGUGGACUCCAUUCAGGAUGUGGUGGAAGAGAACAUGAUGGGAGAUGUGGGCCUGUCUGUAGAGACCCAGGUCUCAGGUGGAGAGGACAAUAUGGAGACCAUCGAGGCGGCUGAGGCCUUAUUGAACAUGGAAUCUCCCAAUAAUAUCCUGGAUGAGAAACGCAUGAUUCACACAUACGGGAAUAUGCUGGAAUCAGACCUGACCUACAUUUCCCUGCGUCCAGAGCAGCUCACAAAUGGCUGCAUGGAUGUUCCCCUGGAUGAGGAGACGUCCUCUUUGGAUGAGAUCCCUCAAAAGAACGCUUCCAAGCCUGCCAGGAAAAGCAAAGUGCGCAAGCCAAGACCAGUGCGGCCCUGCUCCCCCAUCACCAAUCCAACUCUUCCGUUGAAGAAGAAGAGCAAAGAGGGCAAAGGUAAUACUAUCUACCUGUGGGAGUUCCUUCUGGCCUUGCUGCAAGACAAAAACACCUGUCCCAAAUACAUCAAAUGGACACAGAGAGAGAAGGGCAUUUUUAAGCUGGUGGACUCCAAGGCUGUCUCCAAGCUGUGGGGCAAGCACAAAAACAAGCCUGAUAUGAACUAUGAAACCAUGGGCAGAGCGCUAAGGUACUAUUACCAGAGGGGUAUACUGGCCAAGGUUGAAGGACAGAGGCUUGUUUACCAGUUUAAGGAGAUGCCCUCAGAUCUGGUCAUUAUUGAUGAGGAUGAUAGCCAAGGGGACGACACCAGUUCUGGCUACGGAGGGCAACGGUCUGCUCCUCACGGACGGGCAGUGGGCCGCGGUUCAUCACGUGCGCAGGGGAAGAGCGCACAGUUGAAGUCAGUGAAGACAGAGAUGAGUCCCGGGCUGAACAUAAAUGGAAAACAAGCAGAACAGCUGGUACAGACUGUCCACGUUCUUCAGCCAAAUCAAGGAGCUGCUGUCCCAGCAUCUACACACUCCGUAAGGACUAUAAAUAUGCCAGGCUCUGUUCCCAUGGUCCUCACGUCAGGAGCUCAAGGGGGAGGUCCAGUCACCCUGCAGACCCUGCCGCUGUCCUCUGUUCUAACCAAUGGGGAUUCCUCCACUCAUGCCUCGCCACCUCGGGUCAUUCUCCACACUGUGCCUUCCACCAGCCCUGGCAGUAAAGAUGUGCUCACCAUCCAGACUGCCUCUCUGACGACAGACAGCAUCCAGUCCCAGCAGCUCCUCGUGUCCACUCUGGGCUCAUCCAGUGGAGGGGUCAUCAGCACCACGCCACAGCAAGCCGGAUCUCUUAAUGGCAUCACCCGCCUGGUCACUCUUAAUGCCAACGGGCAGCCCGUCGUAGCCCAGCAGCCUGGAACGGUCAUCGCCACUGUCCUGAAGCCCAGUGAUCUUCAAGGCCUGCAGGUGAAGGAGGAGAUCCUAGACCCGCAGUACCUCCAGUCUCUGGUCAACAGCAACCCUAGCAUGGCCUCGUACGGCAAAGAUGAGUUUGAGGAAGGAAUGGCAGAGCUGAGCUACAGAACUGUGAUCAUCAAUGCAGGUCAGGAGCUGGGUCAGACCCUCAACGGACAUUCGGACAUGGGCUUGCAGCUGGCCAGCAGCCCUAGUGAGGGCCUGACCCCUGUGGAGGAGCUAGAAGUGAGAGGAGAAGUGGCUCUGCAUCCGGAGCCUGAGGCUAAAGAGCUGUUGGAGGGGUCUCAAGGUCUGCAGGAAUUGCCGGACACCAUGCAGAUACCCGCAUCCCACUUCAUCCAGGUCAAGGCGGAACCGGCUGAGACCUAAACUAGUGGCCUAAACCAGGGGAAUGUGGACACAGUUAUCUGUAAUUUAUUGCUCUUGAUUGUUUAGAAUGGGCAUUGACCCCGAAGACUGUUGUUUACUCAAAGUUAUUGUGAUAUUGUGCCUAAAUUCGAACCUUGAGGGAUACCGACCAUGAUGUCAUAAUGAAAGCUCUUUGGUUUGCUCUCCGUCACUCCCAAACUCCCAACAGGAGAGCAGCCAUUCUCCAACCAGGGAUAUUCCCACCAUAUGUGCCAGUUGAGAUGUUUCUGUCUCUUCUCAUCUCCACAGACAAAUCCAAAGACUUUAUCCAGCAGAGGGACCAAAGGAGGAGUUGGUGGGAAGCCAAAAAGAAACCAACAACACACCAUUGACUUUAGGAUUAAACACAGACACACACAGUUGCUUAGAACAUACAAUAUGGAUAAACUUUUGUUUUGUGUUUUCUUAUGUAGCCAUCUUAGUGGACUUCAAAAGGAUGCCUAAUGGAAUAAGACUGAAAGAGUGCCUAGGUGGCUAAUGCUUUGCUUUGGAAGUGGUUUUGAAGGGGAAGAUUGUAUGAUUCACUCUGUUUUUAAUACAGAAUUAUGACAUUCUCACACCCUCAUACCAUCAGAACUGAAGAGGUUAUUAUUUUUCCAUCACACACAAAUUUAAAGCACUGCGCUUUUAUGGAAAUGGGCAUUGCCUGUCCAAAGAGAUAGUUCUAGUAGACUUUGUUUGUAUAUAGUAACAGACUAGAGAAUAUAGUGACAAAUUCCAAAAUCAUCUGCAAAGUAUUUCCCCAUUAUAAUCUUGUUCAUAUGAAAUGGAACGCAGUAUAUAUAAAUAUAAUAUACAACUAAGAUUCAAUUUAUGGCCACAAAUUUAUUUAUUUUCUGAAUUUCUAAAUUCUGUAUAAAAAGUCUUUUUUAAACAAAUGCAAAAAUGAGGGAAAAUAUGCAGUAUGUAGGGCUAAUUUUACCCAUAAGACUCCAGUAUGUGUGUGUAUUGCUGUAUUUUUCCAAUUUAAAGCAUUCCAUGUAAUCCGCACACCUUUCAUAUUUUAUCUAUUUUUCAAUAUAAGGGGAUCUGAACAUAGCUUUAUGAGAUUGAGCUAUCAUGCUUUUCUUAUUCACUGUGAUGCGUUUAAAGCCAUUUUUACAGAGUGUACGUGCUAUAAAUGCUAUGUCCUUUGGUUUCUGCCUUUACGCUGUCAUACUUUUACCCUGUAUCUACCACAUAUCGUUCAACUGAUGCCUUACACGGCUGUUUUUCAGAUCACAGCUGGUGUGGUCUGUGACAUUUAGGUAGAUUUUUAAAUGUAUUUAUUUGUAGUUGAUGUAGUCGGCUGUCCAUGGCCUCCGUUCCUUCCUCGCCUCAUUUAUAUCCAAUGAAUCUAGAGCACAGUCUCUUAAUAGCGGCAUCUCCACAAGUAAACAGAGUGGAUGCUGCAGACAUGUUGAAACUAAACUAAAUUUGUGCUAAAUUAGAAGAAGUGACUGAAGUUGUUGAGGGUAAAUGUGGACUGGACUCUCAGAAGACCAGACGCUGAUCAUGGGCAGCAGGCCUCUGCCUCUAACUCUUUGACUAACACCAGAACUCUGGUGCUGCUCCGACAAUCAUGGCUACACCUUGUAUUAUGCAAUAUUACGUCAGUAAGACAAUCAGUGACCUCAUCAUAAUAGAAGAAAAAUGUCCUUCUGGCCACCAUGUAAUUUUCAAACCUGGUCUUGUUUGAAAUAUUUGUUGACCACAGGCUUUAGACUCUGUAGUUUUUGGGUAAAGGUAUGCCAGUGCUCUUGCUAUAAUUUAAUCUUGCCUUUUCUCGGGGCUUUCCUUUUUUUCCAGUUGUCUUAUAGUAGAUUAGAUUUUGUUUUUCUAAAAAAAGAGAACCAAAAGAAAAGAAAUAUAAUAAAAACAAUUUUGCCUUAA